AUGACUCGUCUAUGGCUUCUCCGUUUCGUUUUUGUCCUUAGUAUUAUUAUGAUGAUGAGUAACACAGCCUUGUCCGAUAGAGGAAACGUGUGGAUCAGAAACUCCCUUCCUAACCAAAAGGAUCUUAUUGUCCAUUGCAAAUCCGCGGACCAAGAUAUGGGAUACCAUAGGGUGCAUUCCAGAAGAUCUUACAAUUUGCUUUACAAACUUCGCUAUGAAGAAUAUUUCUAUAGGCUUUACGAAAACAAUGGUAUAUGGUGUCAUGUAUGGCAAGGACAUGAUUUCAUGCAUCACCAAGUGUUUGAUGUUCGCUAUGGCGAGCAAUGGGAAGCUAGAGAAGAUGGAAUCUAUCGUCAGUCUGCGUUAGUGUACGCUUGGGAUGCUACUAUAUCAAAAGCUUAUUCGUUGGGAUCGAGUUGUUGUUUCCUUUUAUGCUUGUUAAAAAAAGUAAAAGGUCCCAUGUAUGACACAGCAUUUGCAGGUGUCAUCUAUGACGAGGACUUAAUAUCAAGCAUGACCAUGUGUUUGGUUUUUACUCUGGAAACGUAUGGGAAAGCUAGAGUUUUGUUCAAUCUCGGUGAGUCCAAGAUGGUGGUGUGA
Molecule: messenger RNA, 600 nt
Organism: Eruca vesicaria subsp. sativa (arugula)
Lineage: Eukaryota; Viridiplantae; Streptophyta; Magnoliopsida; Brassicales; Brassicaceae
Source: the annotation of a GenBank genome assembly